This is a messenger RNA of Acanthocheilonema viteae, 1515 nucleotides long. The record is from the annotation of a GenBank genome assembly. Lineage: Eukaryota; Metazoa; Nematoda; Chromadorea; Rhabditida; Onchocercidae.
AUGAACAUUUGCAGAUUAGCUAUCGAUGAAGAUGAGACUGUAACCUUUGCAUUUACUUUGCCAACAUCACAAAAGGAAAAUAAUGUCAGUAUAUUGGCGGAUAAAUUAGCAGAUGAAAUCAUAGAAAAGGAAGUUACGAGGUUGUGCAAACUAACUUAUAGUAAAUCAGUGGUUCAUUCACUGACAACUGCACUGUAUGAUAGUAUCUUGGAGGAUUGUUUGAAGCCACGAUGUCAGGAGGUAAUGAUUGCCGCUAAACUAUUACAUCGGCGCAGGCUAGCCGCUAACCUAGCGAAGAAAAGAGAAGAUGAAAUUCGAUCCUUGCUUGAUUCUUUUAAUGAAUCAAUUUUUCAUGAAGUUAUCGACCAAUUUAUAUGCGAUAUCAGUAAAAAAUGGAUAAUAAAAUACCAGCGGAUACAGGACGAAAAAUUUUUAGCAGAUAUUGGAAGAAUUUUCCUACAUGACUUGGUAACAGAAGUGGUAUUUGAAACAGUGAGGAAAAUAGGAGAAAAUGAGAUGGAAGAAAAUGUAAACUGCGUGAAAAAACGUUUAAAGAAUAUAAAUGAACGACUGAAUAAGUUAUGGCUGAAACAAUUUGUAGAUCGGUGGCGGGAACAAAUAGCUUACAAAAAAGAACAGGAGCGGGAAAAGCUGGAAUUAUUAGGAUCAUUUCCUGUCAUAUUACCAGGUGCAUUUCGAAAACCUAAAUCUGGGUUAAUUUUUCGUCGACGAGGUGGUCAUCCUUUAGAUAAGGCGUUUAUCGAUUACAGCUCUAAGUUAACAAGUACUCUGCUUCUUAAGUGGAUCUCAUUUCAGCUGUUUUCUGAACAGAAAGUAAAUGCCUUUAUUGAAAAAAGGCAUAGAAGAAUAGCGCGAAAAGUGCUGGCAAAAUGGCGUUUAUGGACUCAGUUUCAAAUCGAAAAAAGAGAGUUUUUCAUUACUACAUAUACGUCUUCACCAUUGAAACGGAAAGGGCUGCAUAAUAACAAUAAUAUUUCAAAAGAAAAUGAGGAUGACAUUCGUUUAGCGGUAGCACUUGCUGAUGUUGAAUGUGAACGAUUUAAACCAUUUUGGACAACUAAUCAAAUUCAUAAUGAUUUAGAGGAUGAGCGACAGUUGUCUUGGUGUGAAUCACUCUCUCAACGAUCAUCAAUAUUAUUAGACUGUUUCGAUAAAAAAACACUUGAGAAAGGAGUAGAGAUAGCUGAACGAAAUAUACAACGUAUCGACUAUGGAGGAAGAUGGAUGAUGAAUAAUAAUUGGCCUGGAUAUAAUGGAAACUUGGAUAGCGGGACGUGCAGUUUGAGUCAACAAAAAAAUAGUGAGAAAAUAGACGAAUUCAACGUGCAAAAUAAAACAUAUCAUCUUCCAAGAAAAAGAGAAUGCAAAAAUUUGGAGCACUUGGAGAAGCGAUUGGAAGAUUUCACCAAAGAUCUGGAUGAUGCAUUCAGGUGCAUGGAAGAAAGGAAUCGACGAUACGAUGAAAUUCUCAACUCUUUAGAACCCGAUAAAUAA